GUCUCGAGCUCAUCGCAAAGGCUCAGCGCAUGCAGCACGCGUGCAGUUGCCGCUAUCUUUGAGUUGCUGAGUGAGCCGUGAGUGGUUUUGCAGCGAGUUUAUUUGCGGCGAGCGAGCCACACAAGUGCUGCACAGCACCCACUCGCCUAGGCUGUCGACAACCAGCCGCAGCAAUUGAUACAUUUCGUGUGCACGCUGCUAGGUCGAGUGGCCGGUGCGUCGAUGCGCCUCGGCCUGCGUCGAUUGCUCACGACCAUGUCAGCGAUGGAGAAUAAAGCCCCGUCGAUGCUGGCGUCGCCGAAGACGCAGGACCCGUUGUUUCGGCGCAUCGAGGACGUUCACCACUCGCUCAACAAGCCGUACGGCCGCAUCCUCGACGCGGGCACGGGCGGCCAUUCGCUCAAAUGGCUCGUCACGCUCCCGAACGACGCCGUGGACUGCAUCACGGCGGUCACCGCGGACGCGACGAGCGGCGAGGGCAAGGGCGCGUCCGACAAGCAGGCCCUCCUGGACACGAGCCGCGGCGACGCGCUCGUCGAGGGCUCCUGGUGCUCGGGCAACGCCCCGGAGGGCGCCGCCUUCGACACAAUCUUGUGCGACUACCUCAUCGGGUCCAUGGACGGCUUCACGCCCUUCAUGCAGGACACGAUCCUCGGCGAGCUCAAGGCGCGCUGCGCGCCGGGGGCGUUACUCCACGUCGUGGGCCUCACGCCGAUCUACGCCCAGCUCGGGUCGGCGCAGUACAAGAGCCUGCCGGCGGCCGAGAAGGUCGUCGUGGACACGGCGCGGCUCCGCGACGCGUGCAUAUUGUUGGCGGCGCACCGGCCCUACCGCGAGUUCCCGGCGAGCUGGAUCAUCCGCCAGCUCGAGAGGAGCGGCUUCGAGGUGCUGACGCCCUGGAAGUCCUACGGCGUCAUCUGGAAGCACGCCACCAUAAAAAGGCAGCUGGACGUCGCGCGGCGGAAGCUGCCCCACUUCGCGGAUCAGAGCGUGGCGGCGGCGAUGCGGGGCCAGAUCGACGCGUUGGACGCCUCGGCGAAGAAGCUCCUCGGCGACACGGGCGUGACGUACGGCGCGGACUACGUCAUCUCGGCGCGGCUGCCGUCGUCGGCGGGCGAGUAAGUUAAAGUAUUAAUGCGCC
Pelagomonas calceolata is the source of this 1141-nucleotide messenger RNA. Lineage: Eukaryota; Pelagophyceae; Pelagomonadales; Pelagomonadaceae. The record is from the annotation of a GenBank genome assembly.